AUGGUCGAGUGUCCAAUUUGUACGAAACCUGUCAAGCCGGCAAAUAUUAACCAGCAUAUCGACUCAGGAUGUCAAACCUUCAUUGAGGGUCACUCUCAUGAACCUAGUCAACAGGAUGGCGUAUCGUCAGUGUCAUCGUUCUUCCAGAAACCCGCAGCAAGUCGAACAGCUGUCAAUGUAGUGCCGACAGUAGACGCGCCUAUCUCUGUCGACAUGUCGCGAUCGACAACCAGGAACGCAAUCGAUGGAAAUAAGAGACGUGUGGAAUCCAUCAUGCCAUCACGUGUUUCAGACGUCAAUCCUGUCGAUGUUGUUGGAGAAGGUCUUGCCUUUAAAAAACAGAAGACUAGCAACCCCUUUCAAAAGGAACUCCCUCUCGCCGCACGAAUGAGACCACAAACCCUCGACGAAAUCUGUGGCCAGGAGCUAGUUGGUCCAAAUGGUGUGCUUCGAGAACUAAUCAUACAAGGCCGGAUACCAUCAAUGAUAUUGUGGGGUGGCCCUGGAACCGGCAAAACAACGAUUGCAAGGGUGAUCGCUUCGACAGUCAAGAGCCGGUUCUUAGAAAUUAACAGCACAAAUUUUGGGGUUGGAGAGUGCAAAAAGCUCUUUUCCGAGGCCAGGAGCGAGCAGAAAUUGACCAGUCGAAAGACAAUCAUUUUUUGUGACGAGAUUCACCGCUUUUCAAAGUCACAGCAAGAAGUAUUCUUGGAGCCUGUUGAGUCAGGGCUGGUAACCUUGAUCGGCGCAACAACCGAGAACCCGUCUUUCAAGAUUCAGAGUACCUUACUGUCACGAUGCCGUACUUUCACCCUCCAAAAUCUGACCGUCAGCGAUAUCGAAACCAUAUUUGAGCGCGCCCUCGAACUCGAAUAUCCAAACCACUCUCGACCUCCCGUUCUUGACCCUGAAAUGAAAGCCUAUCUCUCUGCCUUUGCUGCAGGUGACGCACGUACUGCGCUGAAUAUUCUUGAACUCGCCAUGAGUCUUUCAACACGCACAGACAUUACAAAAGCAACCAUCAAGAAGUCGAUGACACAGACACUUGUUUAUGAUCGGGGUGGGGGCAGUCGCUAUGAUACCAUGUCCGCCUUUCACAAGUCCAUUCGAGGCAGUAAUCCAGAUGCCGCUCUCUACUAUCUGGCACGCAUGUUCGAGUUUGGAGAAGACCCUUUAUGGAUUACCCGUCAUCUCAUACUAAUCGCUUCUGAUGAUAUUGGAAUAGCUGAUAACACUUUGCUGCCGCUUGCCACUGCUGCUUAUUCUGCUGCAGAGAAGAUCGGUAUGCCAGAAUGUCGAAUAAGCCUCGCACAUGCCACGGUUGCUUUGGCUAAGGCGAAAAAGAGCACGAGCGUGUUUCUUGGCCUAGCCAGCGCUCUGACGGCUCUGAAAGAGCCCGGGAUCUCUGCUCUGGCCGUGCCAAUACAUCUUAGGAACGUGCCAGCAGAAUUGAUGGAGGAGUUGGAACAUAGGAAGAAUUUGAAGUCUAAUCCUGACUACAAACAAGGGACGGUCGAGCAGGAGUAUCUACCUGAUGUUCUUAAAGGGAGGAAAUUCUUUAGAGAAUGA
Molecule: messenger RNA, 1569 nt
Organism: Mollisia scopiformis
Lineage: Eukaryota; Fungi; Ascomycota; Leotiomycetes; Helotiales; Mollisiaceae
Product: putative AAA family ATPase
Exons: 5
Coding region: 1-1569 (522 amino acids)
Biological process (GO): regulation of DNA repair; DNA repair; DNA-templated DNA replication
Cellular component (GO): nucleus
Molecular function (GO): ATP hydrolysis activity; single-stranded DNA helicase activity; enzyme activator activity
Source: RefSeq, a predicted model, not a curated record